UUCACUCCAAGUGAGAGAGCGAAGCCAAACGUAGGAGUCGCCUUCCAUGAGGGCAGAGCAUUUUCCUUGCCUGUGUCUCCCAGUAGAGCGGAAAGAGGGCAGAACAUCAGCCUUCAUAAGAUCCAGGUGACAGCUUGCUUCCCAGAACUCAUACCAGGGGACAUCCAGGAUGAGCACACAUGCUUCUUCCCACCAAUAUUUCAUCUCCCGCCCCAUCUACUCCUACCCAGACUUCAAUGUAGAGAAUGAGCACUGCACUGGUGUGGACAGGACCUUUAGGGACAGGCUAAGUGAGUCUUACAGAUGCUCAGGUAGAACGGCUUUGCGGCUGAUUAAAAGCAUCUUCCCUGUGACGGACUGGCUGUUCAGAUAUCCAGUCAGAGAGUGGCUGCUCAGUGACAUCAUCUCUGGGGUCAGUACAGGACUGGUCAGUAGCCUACAAGGCCUGGCCUAUGCACUGCUGGUGUCAGUUUCCCCUGUGUAUGGACUGUACUCUGCUUUCUUCCCCAUCAUCCCCUACUUCAUAUUCGGUACAUCCCGGCACGUAUCUGUUGGGCCAUUUCCUGUCACAUGCCUGAUGGUGGGUUCUGUGGUGAUGACCCUUACACCUGAUGAUGACUUCCUGGUUCCCCUGAAUAUCAGCGGUGUGAAUGAGACCACGGUGGAUGUGGAGGCGAGGGAGGCACAGAGGAUCGUGAUAGCAUGUUCCAUGACUGUACUGAUUGGUCUCAUUCAGGUGAUUAUGGGGCUGCUGCAAGUCGGCUUUCUGGUUCGCUACCUGUCGGACCCACUGGUUGGGGGGUUCACCACUGCCGCCGCCCUUCACGUGUUCAUCUCCCAACUGAAGACCAUCCUUUCAGUGCCGACCAGCAGCCAUAGUGGGCUUUUCUCCAUUGCGUAUACACUUGGUGAUGUGCUUAGGAACAUCAAACAAACGAACACGGCCGACCUGUUGGCGGGGCUCAUGACCAUUGCGGUCGUGAUGACCGUGAAGGAAUUCAAUGCAAAGUUUCAGCACAAGAUUCCAGUGUCCAUUCCAAUAGAGCUGAUUGUGACUGUGGUUGCCACGGGGAUCUCCUAUGCCGUGGAUCUCGAGUCCCGCUAUGGAGCCAGCACUGUUCGAAGCAUCCCCAGGGGGUUUGCUUCUCCCAGUCUCCCGGACCAGGGUGUCUUCUGGAAGACACUGGAACCAGGUUUUUCCACAGCGGUGGUGGGCUAUGCUGUGGCGGUAUCUGUGGCCAAAGUGUAUGCUGCCAAAAAUGAUUAUGCAAUCAAUGGCAACCAGGAACUGAUAGCAUUUGGCAUCAGCAAUGUCUUCAGUGGCUGCUUCUCCAGCUUUGUGGCCAGCACAGCUCUGUCCCGCACUGCUGUCCAAGCGAGCACAGGUGGAAAGACCCAGGUUGCAGGUGUGAUCUCAGCAACUGUGGUAAUGGUGGUGAUUUUGGCUCUGGGUCAGCUCCUGGAACCCCUGCAGAAGUCGGUGCUGGCCGGCGUCGUCAUCGCUAACCUCAGAGGAAUGUUUCUGCAAGUGCUGGAUGUUUUGGUGCUGUGGCGGCAGAACAGAGCCGACUGUCUGAUCUGGAUCGCUACCUGCCUAGCUUCUGUUGUCCUUGGGCUUGAUGUGGGCUUGCUGACUGGCCUGGCGUUUGAGAUAUGCACUGUGGUGUUCAGGACCCAGUUCCCCACAUGCUCUACACUCGGGAGUAUUCCUCACACUGAUAUCUACAGGAAUGUCAAGGGCUACAAAAAUAUUGUAGAGGUGGCAGGAGUGAAGAUAUUUAAGUGCAACUCACCCAUUUACUUUGCCAACAUUGACUACUUCAAAGAGCAGCUGAAGAAAGCGGUGGGGUUUGAUGCGGUUCAGGUGUUUAAGAAGAGGAACAAAGCCCUGAAGAAGAUCCAGAAGCUCAUGAAGAAAGAGAAGCUGAAGACCUCUAAGAAUGGAGUUGUUUCGGCAGUCUCGCUGUGUCAGGAAAACAAAGGCUUUGAGGGCGAGGGCGAUGUGGUGCGAGUGGGACCGGGGGAGAGAGCGGAUCUCCACCUGGAUUGGGCCUCAAAGCUACCAGUGCCUGUUAAUGUGCCAAGAGUCCAGAUCCACAGCCUGGUGUUAGACUUCUCUGCCGUUUCCUUCCUGGAUGUGGUGGCAGUCAAGGCCCUGAGACUGGUUGUCAAAGAAUUUGUGAGGCUCAACGUCCGUGUCUUCAUCGCAGGCUGUGACGAUGAGAUGGUGAAGAAUAUGGAGUCUUUGUCCUUCUUCGACGAAGCGGUAACGAAGGACCUCCUCUUCCUCUCUGUACAUGAUGCAGUCCUCUUCAUCAGACGAGGCGAGGCUGACGGCAGUCUGCAGAACCCAGCCCUCCGAAGUAAUAGCAAAGAGACCCCCCCUUUCCCUGGUGAGGAGGACCUGACAGAGACCAACGACAGCCAACAAAGCGUAAGUCAUAGUCAUCAACUUUUCCUUGAGCUGACUGUCGAAAUGUCUGUGCUCCUCAUCUUCCUCGGGAUCAACCCUUUUCCCUCCAUUUGCAGUAAAUUGCUGUUUUAUUUUAUUUCUUGUUCUUGCAGUUUACUACAUCUCAGAUAUAUGUGUCAAAACCCCAAAACGUGGGACGAUUUUUGUUUUAUUGUUAGGAUCCUUACCCUUUUCUCGAUGGUUGUGGGUAAAUCCUUGCUGACGAUUUGAUCCCGUCCCCCUGCCAUGUUCCCUGCUUUUAUAAUUUGAAUUUUCCCUCUGUACCCUGGAAUUCCAAUUUAGAUCUGGUUGUGAUACCUGGCUGUAUUACUCAACUCCUCCCGUUCUGAUAUCGACGCCAUCAGCGGACUGUUGUAUGGAGAGCUUGCAAAUGGAGCGUUUCCUCUAUGGCCUCUGAGGACUGAAUGUACCGUUCUCGCUGCCACCAGACAACCAUGGUCUGUCUGUCCCGAGAAGGCUAGAUCACUGCACUGCUCAUUAGUGCAGAAGACAGUAAAACGAUUUCCAUUAGCAACGGUCUGCAGUAAAUAACCCAUUAUUUAUUAUUAAAGCCCUCACUGUUCAUAAAUGGCUGGAUUUCUCUAAAGCCGGCAGACUGGUUUCUUCGGCUGAAAUUCAGUAAGGUUAAAAACAGCCAGACAAAGCCCCCACGUGUCUUUUGGACAGGCUGGGUGGCUAAUGAAAAGCACUUCGACUUUUGGUCUAAACAGUCCAUUUCCUGUUUGGCAUUGCCUUCCUCUGAAGGUCAGUGCUGAUCUUGUGGGGAAAAUUAUUUUGAGGCUGCGGAGAGAGCACGCAAAACACUGAUCUCUGGCCAGUGAAAGCAGACGUGACAUUCAAAGAGUGCCAUGCACAGCUACCAGGAGGGCAGUCGUCCCAUUUACCUACGGUCUUGGGCCAGAAUGAAAGCAACGCAGUAGAAUGAAAGAGACUGCUGGUCUGUACAGAAAAGAAAUGCCAAAGUGAACACAAGAAGAACUGCAACUGCACAUUUCCCAGGAUUAAAAUUGCUGUGUGUUACAUUUAAUCACCUGCAAAACAAUCGCAAUGUGUUUUGUUCAUAGAAUGAGCAAAGUUUAAUCAAAGAUUUUUGUGAUUUAACUUCCUCUAUCUUCCUGUACAACUUUAUGUAUCGUUUUCCUUUCGUGAGCAAUAACUGUCCUAAUGAAGGCAUUAUUCUAAUGAAUCAAUGAAUUUAGUUUUACAAGAAAGUUGAUGAUAAGCAUGUCAUAGUGCAAUGCAGCAUUUUUUAGUAUCUAGCUGAGAUAAUGCAUAAGUAGGAUAGGUUUUAUAUUUCAGAUUAUGCACAGGAUCCCAAAACACGAAAAAUCUGGACGAAAAGUUUUUGUGGAAAAUAUUUCCUAUGGCAUAUAUUAUACUGAGAAGCAUAAUUUAUUCACAAAAACCAUAGUUAAUAUGAAUACAAUGACCAGGGGUCUUUCUCCCACAGUGAGUGUAUUUCUGAAGAAAGUCAGAAGUACAGUUUCAACAAACCAACCCAGUAUGAUUUUUACACAAAACCAUGCUUAGUACAAUUAUACACUAUUUUGUACACUAUAAUACACAAUUAUAUACAAAUUAUAAUAAAUAUAUAAUUUGACUACCAAUGCUUGUGUUUUGGUUAAUAAAGGUGUACAAUGUU
Messenger RNA from Scleropages formosus (Asian bonytongue), 4115 nucleotides. RefSeq names its product solute carrier family 26 member 4 (gene slc26a4). The transcript is spliced from 20 exons. Gene Ontology annotation, biological process: transmembrane transport. The record is from RefSeq and is a predicted model, not a curated record. Gene Ontology annotation, cellular component: membrane. NCBI's taxonomy places the organism in Eukaryota, Metazoa, Chordata, Actinopteri, Osteoglossiformes, Osteoglossidae. The coding region runs from base 170 to 2683 and encodes 837 amino acids.